Geodia barretti is the source of this 651-nucleotide messenger RNA. The record is from the annotation of a GenBank genome assembly. NCBI's taxonomy places the organism in Eukaryota, Metazoa, Porifera, Demospongiae, Tetractinellida, Geodiidae.
CGGCAGGCUGACCAGGUCGCCUACGAAGGCGUUCUCGGGUCAUAUGCUGAGUAUGCCGUCGUGCCAGCCCACAAACUCGUGCCGCUCCCGGACGGCGUCAACAUCCACACCGCUGCCGCCGUCCUGCUCCAGGGCAUGACUGCCCACUACCUGACCCGUGACACGUACAAAGCGUCAGCCGGGCGAUACGGCGCUGAUUCACGCCGCGGCGGGCGGCGUGGGGCUCCUGCUCAUACAAUGGUCAAACAGUCCGGCGCCACCGCCAUCGGCACGGUCUCCACGGACGCCAAGGCGGCCCUUGCAAGAGAGGCGGGGGCCGAUGAGGUCAUCCUGUACACCGAGAAAGGAUUUCGAAGUCGAAACCAGGCGCAUUACGGACGGCCGCGGCGUAGACGUUGUCUACGACUCCGUUGGAAAGUCCACUUUCGACAAGAGCCUGGCCUGCCUGCGCCCACGCGGCACGUUAGCGCUAUUCGGACAGGCGAGCGGGGCGGUCGGGCCUCUCGACCUGCAACGAUUGAACUCCGGCGGGUCGUUAUUCGUGACCCGCCCGUCCCUCGUACACCACACGCUGACGCGCGAGGAAUUGCUGGGACGCUCGAAAGACGUGUUCGACAUGGUGGGGUCCGGCAUGCUGAACGUUGCGAAUAG